GGCAGAGCCUGAGACGUCCAUUUUCACACAGAGCAGUGAUGGACUCAUCGGCGCCUCCUGGCCUCUCUCUGGUCUCCAUCUUGUCUCUGUUAGCAUGCAGUGGCCAGCUGUUGGCAGCUGUCCUGCUAACACGCAGGUAUUGUGGGCGGAGCUCUACACAGAACUGGUGGAUCUUGCUGUGGCUCUUUUAUGAUGUCAUUGUCCACCUGACGCUGGAGGGUCCGUUUGUUUACAUGUCUCUGGUUGGGACAGUGGAGGCUUCUGACGGGCCACUGGCUGAGCUCUGGAAGGAGUACGGGAAAGCCGACAGUCGCUGGCUGGUUUCUGAUCCGACGAUCGUCUCCAUCGAGAUCCUGACCGUCGUCCUCGACUCGCUGCUGGCUCUCCUGCUUAUACACGCAGUACUGAAGGACAAGUACUACAGACACUUCCUGCAGAUCGCUCUGAGUGUGUGCGAGCUAUACGGCGGCUGGAUGACCUUCUGUCCCGAUUGGCUGCUGGGCAGCCCUCACCUGAACACAUCCUCCGUGCUCUACCUGUGGGUCUACCUGGUCUUAUUUAAUGGAGUCUGGGUCCUGGUCCCAGUCCUGCUGCUGCUCCAGUCCUGGUUCAGCCUAAGGAGUCUGCACGUGCUCAGAGUGGACCAAAGCAAAGCAGCUAAAAGACAGUGAUGUCACUGAUAUGGUUUAAACUGAUCGAUGGCUGAGUCCGAGGAUCAUUUAAAUAUUCAUCUGAUGUCAGAAUCAAUCACCACGAUCAAUCGUUUGAAAAAUAAACAUUUUAUUAUAGAUACAGUUUCAGUGCCUUAAAUUAUUGCUUUGGAACAUCUAACCACAUCUCCCCUGUCUUCUUUGCACCACCAUUCACCUCCUCCCUCCCUCCCUCAGCUCCUUUGGAUCAUCUUGUUGACGGAGGUGAAGGCCUGCUGGAGGCCGAGUCCCUUCAAGGUGCUGCAGGCCUGAAUCUCCCAUAGUCUGUCAGUGACUAUAACUUUCUACAGGACUGAAUAUAAUAUCUUUAUGUAAAAGCCUGGAGCCUCUGGGGAGUAUCCGAGUAUUUAUAACAUUACACAAACCAAAGGUCUCCAUCACAGUGUUCAUGAAAUGCUUGGUUUAUUCAUUUCCUGCUGAAGAUUUCCCUGUGAGGGAGCUGCUGGCGAAGAUCAUGAGUCCUGCUUGAUCAAUGCGAUGAGCUUCAGUGUUCCUGGUGUUUCUUAAAUGAUGCCUUUCUCAGCGGGUCAACAGAACUUCUGGCACAGGACAGCUGUGAUGAAAGAAAGGGAAGAAGUUUCUCCAAACCUCUGGACCCAGAAACCCAGCUUGGUCCUGAUGGUCUCCCUCACUAGUUUCUCUCCAGGGUGACUGUAGCUGUUGAUAUAAUAUGGACUCUAUUAUUAAAUGAAAAGAACAAAUUAGACUACACUACUGAAACGUUCUGCUGAUGUUUUUAAAGUCUCCAUGUUACCAGGCUGUAGAGGGCUCUGAAGAUUUAAACAGAUUUAGAUCCA
Molecule: messenger RNA, 1507 nt
Organism: Neolamprologus brichardi
Lineage: Eukaryota; Metazoa; Chordata; Actinopteri; Cichliformes; Cichlidae
Gene: ebpl
Product: EBP like
Biological process (GO): sterol metabolic process
Cellular component (GO): endoplasmic reticulum; membrane
Molecular function (GO): cholestenol delta-isomerase activity
Source: RefSeq, a predicted model, not a curated record